Molecule: messenger RNA, 1876 nt
Organism: Saccostrea cuccullata (small rock oyster)
Lineage: Eukaryota; Metazoa; Mollusca; Bivalvia; Ostreida; Ostreidae
Product: organic cation transporter protein-like
Exons: 10
Coding region: 89-1705 (538 amino acids)
Biological process (GO): transmembrane transport
Cellular component (GO): membrane
Molecular function (GO): transmembrane transporter activity
Source: RefSeq, a predicted model, not a curated record
GAAAAAGUAUAGGGCAUUUAAAUUUUUCGAAUAAAAAAAUUAUUGUAGAGUGUAAAGCACCUUGAAUCUGCAGACGAACGGGACCAAAAUGGAAUAUGACGAGUUAAUUAGAGGAUUUGGAAAUUUUGGGAAUUACCAGAGGCGGUUGUACAUCGUGUUAUUUUUGCCGGUCAUAUUUAAUUCGUUUAGCUCACCUGUGACCAAUUUUCUUGUUGGACUCCAGAGGCACAGGUGUAGGAUCCCAGGUUUAGACAAUGACACUUACAAAAUACAAAAUGAAAAUCACCAGCAGUUAAUCAACCGGACAAUACCAAGAAAUCUAGACGGUGACUAUGAGGAAUGCUUGGUGGUAUCUAACGCCUCCUCGGAAAAGUGCAAUGACUGGGUGUACGACACAUCUAUGUUCCAAAGUACAGUCAAUUCACAGUUUAACUUGGUUUGUGACCGGAAACUGAUGGGGUCCCAUGCAGUGAUGGCCUAUUUCAUUGGUACCGUAGUGUCAACUAUUGUUUUUGUUCCUCUUGGAGACAUAGUGGGUCGUCGAUACAUGGUAUGUAUAAGUACAACUCUGACCUUCCUUGCCAACAUAGCUAUGCCUUUCUCCACCAACAUUUACAUGUUCGCAGUCUGUCGAUUCUUUGAUGGAUUUUGCGGAAACUGUCUUUACAUGGCCGCUUUUAUCAUAGCCAUGGAGUUUGUUGGACCAAAGAACCGAAUUUUGGCGGGUACCUGCAUACUUCUGGUGUAUUGUCUGGGGGAGUUUCUGCUGCUUUUACUGGGGUUUUUAAUCAGAGACUGGAAGUGGUUACAGCUCACACUAGCUGUUCCCAUGGCCAUACCGUUGUUAUAUUGGUGGCCUAAAGUGUUGCCAGAAUCUCCUCGGUGGUUGGUUUCUAGGAAAAGAUACACAGAGGCCUUGGCAAUUUUGCGAAACGUCGCCAAAGCAAACCACGUGGAAUUUAACAAAGACCUCUCUGACAUAAAGAUAGGGAAAGAUGAAGGGAUUCUAAAAAUUCUUAAGGAUCUUCUCAAAUCCCGAAAACUAUUGCUUCGUUCCAUCAUAAUGUUUUCUAACUGGUUUGUCAUCUCCUUUAUAUACUAUGGACUUACCUUGAACAUGGGCAAACUUGCUGGUAACUUGUAUAUUAACUUUGCCAUCGGCGUGACCGUGGAAGCCCUGGGAUACUCGCUGUGUUUUCUGAUGAACAAAACUGGCAGGAAACCCAUGCACCUUGUAGUCAUGUUUGGCAGUGGAUUCGGGUGUUUGCUUUCCAUUUUACCAACUCUUUUCUUCGAUUCCUCUUUGACGUGGCUCUUAGUCGCGUUUGCGAUGGUGGGGAAGUUUGGGAUCUCGGCAGCGUUCGGUGAGAUCUACAUUUACACAGGAGAACUGUUCCCUACAGUGGUCAGAAGCUUCGUUCUUGGUUUCUGUGGAAUUGGAGCAAGGCUGGGGGCAACUAUCUCUCCCUAUGUAUACCACUUUGCUGAUGGUACUUUUGGGGAAGCCCUUCCUCUGAUCGUGUUUGGAGGGUCCACCAUCAUUGUAGCUACAAUGUCAAUCAAACUGCCCGAGACGAGGGGGCGGAAACUUCUAGAGAGCGUGAAAGACGCUCAGCACGAGGAGGAUCUAGAAAUUGACAGAUAUGACAACGACAAUGUCUGUUCGGAGGACCUGAGCGACUGUAGUGAAUCAUCCCCGCUAUGAAACCUCAACUCAGAUCACAACAUUCCAAAAUCGUUUUCUUGAACUCUUUGCUUUUUCCAUGACAGAACCUUUAUACUGUAUGUACAUCAAGAUUAUCAAAACGAAAACUACAACUUUCACCUUUAUUAGUCUAUAUUUGUCUUUCAUAGGAACCAAACUUUAUGAUAUAAA